Pelobates fuscus (common spadefoot toad) is the source of this 7240-nucleotide messenger RNA. It is a transcript of the gene UBN2, whose product is annotated as ubinuclein 2. The transcript has 17 exons. The coding region runs from base 188 to 4123 and encodes 1311 amino acids. Gene Ontology annotation, biological process: chromatin organization. Gene Ontology annotation, cellular component: nucleus. The record is from RefSeq and is a predicted model, not a curated record. NCBI's taxonomy places the organism in Eukaryota, Metazoa, Chordata, Amphibia, Anura, Pelobatidae.
AUUAUUAUUUAUGUGGUAUCCAAGAUGGCGGAGACUCACUGGGUGGUUGAGGUGUUGGAGCUGGUGGCUGCGGACAGGACCUAGGAGGGAUCGUGCGAGCAGCCAGGAGGUCAGGUCUCCCGGGGAGCGGUGUCUGCACACAGCCGGGCGGUGACACGGGGAGCUGGAGACCUCCAUUGGGUCCGCGAUGGCCGAGCCUCGUCGGGUGCCGUUUGUGAGCCUGUCAACGGCCAAGCCACGAGAGGCCGGAGGGAGCGUUACAGCCGAGCAUCCCCGGGCCCUGCCUCACACCAAGCCCGCCGUGCCGGCCCCACAGCCGGCCAUCCAACGGCCCCCGCGAGGGGACACCCCCAGCCCGGACUUCGGGACUGCCCAGCCCGCUGACGGCGUCAAACCGGAGGGCGGCCGGCACAGGCCCAUGGGGACCGUGAGACUGGAGCUGGCCCUCACCGACUCCACCGAGGAGAGCUGCGCCGAGUUCAGCUACCCGGACCUGAUCCAGAGCGAGAAAAAAGCCGGCCGGGAGGCAGUGAGAGCCCCAGAAAGGGAGCAGCGGGGGCAGUCGAAGGUUACUCCAUCUCUGGAUCCAUUUAAUGAUGAAGAGCGAGAAAGAAUUGCGGUGGAAAAUUUGGCUAAGAAAUUUGAGGCUAAAUAUGGAGGAAAAGUCCAUAAGCACCGGAAGGACCGUAUGCAGGAUCUCAUUGAUAUUGGUUACGGCUAUGAUGAAACUGAUCCCUUUAUUGACAACUCUGAGGCUUAUGAUGAAUUGGUCCCGGCAUCGCUGACGACAAAACUUGGGGGAUUUUAUAUCAACACAGGAACGCUUCAAUUUAGGCAAGCAUCUGAUUCAGAAAAUGAAGACUUUGUUGAGAAUAAAAAGCAUAAAUCAUCUAAAGUCUCUAAGGUAAAGGAGGACCAUUCUUUGAAGAAACGCAAGAGGAAAGAGGAUAGUGCAGAGAAAGAUAAAGGACCCAAAAAACUGAAAGUUGCUAAGCAAAUGGGUGUCAUGGCUUUCAAUGCCCACAAACCAGAUAAGAAGAAGAAAAAACUGUACAAGGACUCGUUGUCACUUGCUGCUAUGCUUCAGAAGUUUGAGAAGGAAAAAAAUGCUAUGAGGACAAAACAAAGCACACAGAAUCCUCUAACAGUAACUGUUGUUAAUGCUGCUCCUAAGCCAGUCAUUGCUAAUCCUACUGCCAGUGAUUUGUCGGAUUUAACCCUUGGUGCUGACCCAGUGCUUGCCAUAUUUGGCGGUGGCAGUGAGCGUGAACUCUUGCAGGAAGCAGAGAAUGCUUUGGAAAUGCUUGGCGACUUUGAUAUUGACAAACUUUUGGACUCUGCCUCAAAUGAUAGCCCAGCAUGUUCUGAAGCUGGAGAGAAUGGCACUAUUGGGCAUUCUGUAAAUCUCUCUCAGUCACAGGUGACCAAACCAGCAACGACUAUUCCUGAAGGUCUCCCAGCACUGCUGGAAAAACGUAUUGAGGAUCUAAAAGUGGCAGCAAAAACAUUUGAUGAAGAAGGUCGAAAGAAAUUCUUUACUCAAGAAAUGAACAACAUUUUGCUAGAUAUUGAAAUACAGCUGCAGGAGUUGACCCCAAGCAACAGGAAUGGAGUAUAUGGUUAUAUAGAGACUUUUGUUCCUUGCAAUAAGGAUACACUUGUCAAACGCCUGAAAAAACUUCAUCUUCACAUACAGGAUGAUCGACUUAGAGAACCUCUUCAGAGACUUAAAAUGGCUAUUGGCAUUGUAAUGCCUGACCAGCUGAAUAGGUACCAAGAAGACUGCCAAGCCCACAAUCAGGCAAAAAAUGCCAAGCACCUUGGAGAGGAUGAUCGUGAUAAGAAUCCUUCUGAGGAUGAUGAUGAGGAGAAACCUGGCAAAAGAAUCAUGGGACCAAGGAAGAAAUUCUGCUGGGAUGAUAAUAUAAGGAAUUUGCUUUGCAACUUGGUUAGAAUUAAGCUGGGGUGCUAUGAGCUGGAACCCAAUAAAAGUCAGUCAGCAGAAGACUAUCUCAAGACUUUCAUGGAAACUGAAGUGAAACCUUUGUGGCCCAAAGGUUGGAUGCAGUCAAGGAUGCUGUUCAAAGAGAGUCGCAGUGUACAUAAUCAUCUCACUUCUACUCCAGCAAAGAAAAAAGUAAUUCUGGCGCCUAAACCAAAAGUCAAAGAAUCUAGCCCUAAGAAAGAACAGAAAACCUUCACUCCCCAUCCUACAAUGAACCGAGCACCUUCUUUGAAUGCAGUUACACCAAUUGGUCCCACAAGCUCAAGCUGCACACUUCCUUCAGAGACUAUAUGUCUAGAUGACUCUUUAGAUGAAGAGCUUUCUUUCAAACACCCUUCAUUGGACUCAAUUUCUGAAGCACUGGCUGUACUCAAUAAUGGAACUAAUAAUGGAACUAAAGCCCCAUCAUCCAAUUGCAUCAUUGACACCCCAACAUCCCGUCCUAAAAUUGCUUUGAGAGAGGAAAAGCUUGCCUCUAUAAUGAGCAAACUGCCGUUAGGGGGUUCUAAAAAAGCAGAAUCUUCUCAGCAAACAUCUAGUCUCAUUGCAGGCCACUCGGCCCCUUUACCAAAGAAACCUCAGGAUCCUGCAACCGGCCAUUCCCCAGUGGUUUCUGGUUUAAUUGCAGGUUCUUCAAUACAAAACCCAAAAGUAUCAUUGGAACCCCUACCUGCCAAGUUGCUUCAGCAAGGAAUCCAAAGGUCUCUGCAGGUUGAAGUGUCUUCAUCCUCUAUACCUGCCAAGGUUAAGGUUCCUUCUGCUCAGCAAGCCAAAGCUGCAGGCUCUUCUUCCACAUCCACCACCCCAUCCAGCUCUCCAUCAACACCGUUUAUAUCCUCUUCACAAGCCCUUGUUUCUUCUUCACAAAUCCAAAACACUUGUUCUUUACAAGCUGUCAAGGUCCAUCAGCAAUCUCCCCUUCAGCAAAACUAUGUUACCCCUUUGCAAGCAACUAUCAGUAAGUCUCACACUAAUCCAGUUGUUCGACUGACCAGCAGUCCACAGAUUUCUUCCACUUCACCAGUUAUAAAGACACCUGAAAAAGUCAUUAUUUACCGGCCUCCCACAUCACCAUCUCUUGGUAGCAGUCAACCUAUACCAGUUUCCCGGACUUUUGCCUCUUCUACCUCUAGUAACAUUCUUGCAAAAAACUUGAGUUCACAAGGCUCUAAUCCUGGAUUCAAACCACCGUACGUCAUUAUGUCCCCUUCUCCCAAGCCUAUUACUUCUAGUUCUUCCAGUUCAAUUACAUCUGUCGCCCAGAAUACUGCACAUCAAAAGAUUUCAAGUGGUAUUAUUGGACGCCCUUCACCCACAGCAAGCCCUUUGCCUGGUAACCGAAUUCUUGGAGGAGUGCAGGGGUCAAAGAACCCCUCUGUGCUAAACAAGACCCCAAACUCAUGCCCCAAACAAACCUCACCUUCUGUUAGACAACCCAGCCCAUCACCAAAAAUGCAAAACCCACCCUUAAAAAUGCAAAGCCCAUCACCGAAACCAUCCACUCAAUCUCCAAAGCAAUCCAACUCUUCUCCAAAGCCACUGACCCCUACACCACCUGGAGCUAUUAAAACCACAAAUAUCAUCCAUAAUGUACCAGUAAGCAUAGCAAACCAUAACUCUAACACUGCAACUAGGACUAACUUUGUAGGGGCUUCAGGAAGUGGAAAUUUGGGUGCCACUAAACAGCCAACACCUCACAGACAACUAUCUGCCUCGGGGUCCCCUAUUACAGCGGCUACUGUACAGUCUGCAGCUGCAGGCUCUGUCCUUGCAAAUUCUUCACCUCUGACCCUCAUGACAUCACAGCUUUCUGUAACAAAUCCAAAUGUGACAACUGCUUCUCUUGGCCCGUUUGGGAUGCUCAGCGGCCUGAUGCCAUUUGCGUUUCCACUGGAGUUGCUUGGCUUUGGGAGUGACACAAACAAUGUGGUAACAUCCCAGGGUUCUACCUCAACAGCUUUCCACCACAACCUUACUCAAAAUAUACUGAAGGGGUUACAGACUACUCCACACACCUCAACAAUCUCUCAUCCAAGUUUGCCUCCACAUUUGCAGCAAACAUUCACAGAUGGAGGCCAAAGUAAAGGAGACUCCAAACUACAUCGCAAAACCCAGUGAUUGAACUAUUCAAAAGAGUGGAAAAUCAAGUUUAAUUUGUUUUUGUUUUUUUUCUGAUUGGCUGGAUAUCGCCCUAUCAGAAAGUUCACAUCUUGUGCAAGCCACCUUUGCUGUCUAUGUUUACAUUGAUCUGAUCCCAAGCACUGUGGAAAACAGAUAAAGUACUUAAACAAGAGGAAGAUAAGAUUCAUAUUUUGCAUGACUGGCUAUAAGAUGGUGCUACCAAACCGAGAAAAGGAAUUUAUUAUUUUUUUGGCAGGAAAUGGGCAGCCACUCCCAUCCCCUCCUCAACAGAAUGAGUUGCUGGGUUGUGUGCAUGUGUUUUAGAUUUAUUUGUGUUAAUAUAAUCAUCAAGAAUCUCGUGUGUGCUAGUGGUUUGCAUUCCAUUCUUCUCUAUGAAGAGGAUUAUAGCACAAGAUUGCCAGUAAAAAUAAAUAAUAUUUUUAAAGCUGCAAAUGUUAAAAUAUGGACAGAAUAGUUAUCUGCUUCAAGAUUUAUUUUCCUGUAUGAAAGUGGUGCAUUUGACUAAAUUUAAAAUAAUGUUGAUCCCCUGCAUUGAUUUAUUUCAUGUUAUCUGUCAAAGAAUGAUGCAUACAUAUUGGCUUUGAAGGAAAAAAGAAACAGCAUCUAAGUUUACAAAUCAUGCUCUACAGCAGGCUAAUGGAUAUUUGCCAUUUGUAGAUGGGAGCAAUUAAGAAUUCUAAGGUUCGUGAAGUUAGAUAUUCAGACACAUUGAUAUUCAUUUGGGAGGAUUUUCCUGAAGUUUCCCAUUGUUUUAGUAUGGGUUGUUGUACAGUAUCCUCAUGACUGUACUAGAUUUACCUAAAUGUAUCCAGGUAUUCUGUUUUAAAAUCCAAUAUUAAGGUUUACCCCUUAAUAACGAAAAUUAAGUAAAUAGGAUCUGAAUGCUUGGUGGUUUUAUUUAUUUAUUUAUAUACAUAUAUAUAUAUUUUUGGAAACAUUGUCAUUACUGCUUACAAAUUCGGGAAGCUUUUGAAUACCCAUUUUCUUUGCUAGUGCUGAUGGUUUUAUAGUACAGCAUUACUUCAAGCCUCUUAAAAUCUUUGAAAAGAAAACUGUUAAAGUAAAAGCAACAUUUCAAUGCAAGUUUUAGAAGUUCUGGGACAGAACUUUUAUUUCGCAGUGUCAAUGUAAAAGGAGUAUUUAGUGCCUGUCUACAAUAACUGGGAUAAGCAUUAUUGACAGUAUUAUAUAUGCUGAAAGGCAUCAAAAUGAAAAGUGGACAGAGUGUGUGUCAGAAUGAAACAUGCAAAGUUUUUUGUUUUGUUUUUCCAGUUUAGCCUGCUAUACAUCUGUUUUGACUGCACGUGACAUUGUUUGCAAUAAACUUGAAUUGUGAUUGAUCUUAGUGGGGCAUUAUCAUAUUAUAUGGUAAUAUCUAGGCAUCAUAUAAAAUUGCUUCUAAAGGUCUGUAUCCUUUCCUGGAGCACCUAUUCCAUUCGAGGAAUGCCCGUUAGUUAGAUUUUCUUAAAGUGGCUGUUACUUCAAGCUUACCUUUCUCCUAUUGUUUCUCUUCUUUUCCAGAAUGUUUUUUGUUUUCUUCAUUUCUGAUCUACUUCUCUUUAAAACAGAAAUUGCUUUUUGUUUUAUGUAUUUUCUUACACCUGACAAGUCUUAAAGUGAUUCUAUAGUGUAAGGAAUACAAAGUUGUAUUUUUUACACUGUACUUGCCUCACAAACCAGCAUCAGGCAACCAAAAGUUGCCUAUGCAAGCAAGUGCGUCUGUUGGCUUUCAGACAGCCACUAGAGGCAGUCUUAGUCCUGCAAUGUAAAUCAAUGCAGUUUUUUGAGAAACUGCAAUGAUUACAUUGCAGGACUAAGUGGGACUGAAACGCUGCACCCAGAGUACUUCGAUGAGCUGAAGUGUUCUGGGUGCAUAUAGUGUCCCUUUAAAGCAAGCUCCACUUAUUUGUCAAGCUAACAAAGUGUGAAGGUUGCAUUGAGCUCCACCACCUGUCAAGUAGGAAAAAUACACAAUAUAAGGUAGUCCCUGUAGUAGAAAAGAACAGCAGAUUCUGAAAGAGGAAACAAAAGAAGAAAGGUAAGUUUGAGUGACAGAGCCACUUGAAGUAUUCAUCAUAUAACAUACUCCUUUCAAGUCUUAGAAAAAUCUAAUUACUGCCAGUUUAAAACUUUGGGAUUUUUGUUUUUGAAUGUAUGGUUAUGGAAAGAAUUUGUGAAAUUCCCUUCUUACCCCCACCACUUUUUUUUCCUUUCAACUAAUAAGCAAUAAUGAGGUCAUGAAUGUUUGUACCACAAUAGUUUGUUCCUAUGUCUGUAUUAAUGUCAAACAUAAAGGUAUCAAUAUUGUGUAUCUUGUGGGUUUGGCUCCCCUGCAUCUUAUAGCCAGUCAAGCUGAACUUUCACGUUUGUUUCUAACCAGAAGCUGGUUUUAUCUUAUUAUGCUACUAGGGCCUAUAAUGGGAUGGUCAGCAAUUUGUAUUCCAUCGUUAAACCAAGUAGACACAGCCUCAUAGCUGGCAAUAGCGUAAUUGCAGUUUAGGUUUUAACUUCAAUAGUGCUUGCACCCAUAUUGCUGCUACAGGACUGAACUUUUUCUGUUUUGGUGUAGAUUAGUUUAAAUUUUUGUGCUUCUUCUCUUAUCUGGCCAGUGGUCUAAAGACUUAACUGCUUAUAAAUCUCUGUAUUCUCCAGUGGUAUACAACAAUAAGUCCUCUUUAUUUUAUUGCCAUACAUAUUUAAAGUAAUUUCAGUUGGGCAACAAACAUGUGAAAUUAAUUGCAGCACUGCCUCCAGGCUGUUAACAGGAUGAUGUUCUGAAAAAGACCGGUUAUAACUGUAAUUAUAACAUAACUUGAACAAAAUAAUAUGUUCUGAGUUCUUCUAUUCAUAAUUUCUCCAUUGCCAAAAUAUUCUCUAAAAAUCAUCUCCCACUCUUCAAAAGUAGGGAUUACAAUUUAAGUGCCUUUUAUUUCCUGUGCUUAGCUUAAAUUUUCAAAAUAUUGCAAUACGAUGUCAGCCUGUUCACUCAGGGCAUGACAUUUAUGUCUGACUUCUUUUUUGCGUAUCUUUACUUCCAGUCUUUCCUCAUGUGUUCCAGCUUUUACCCAAACAAUAAAAUAUUAAUGUUUUAAA